Iphiclides podalirius (scarce swallowtail) is the source of this 1824-nucleotide messenger RNA. The record is from the annotation of a GenBank genome assembly. Lineage: Eukaryota; Metazoa; Arthropoda; Insecta; Lepidoptera; Papilionidae.
AUGCCCGUUUUCAUCAUAAUGCCUAGUGUCGCGAUAUUUCUACCGAUGCUAACAACAUGCCAGCAGCAUCCAGUCCACCAUUCGGUUGCUUUCGUACAGAGAAUGGACGAGGGUCCCAUCGUGGGGUCUCUACCACGAAACCCUCACUGGCACCAGAUCACGGCUGUGAGGAAGAGAUCACCGGAAGCCAUGCAGUACUACAGCCCUAACCAAAUGGCUUAUUACAGCGCGGACUACGCCUACGCUCAAAACCCACAGAGCUACCCGAACCACGUUAACGGGUACCGGGUGGAUUCCGCGGCGUCUGGAAGCUCGACUCCUAACGACGGGAGGCUGCUGUCAGACUCCGCCUUCACCAGGAUAUCGGAGACCCUCGGGGCGAUCAACACGGUGGGCCACUACCUGGUGGACAUCGUGAACGAGAACGAGCGGAACGAGUCGGACCCGAACCUGCAACAGCUCCCGCAGGCGCUGUACACGAUAAGCAAGAACGUCUUAGGCCGCAACGUGACGGACAAGAUCGCGCCCAUAGUGAAGAAAGCGCUGCCCAAAGUGCUGCCGGACGCUCCCAUCACGAAGAUAGCGACCGGGGACUCGAGCUCCAGCUUCGAGGACGAUGCGAAGUCCUGCACAACCCCCGAAGGGGAGGCAGGCGUCUGCGAGGACUUAAGCAACUGCCCGCAACUGCUGCUCAACCUGAUAAAUCUGCGGGAGUCGUUGUGCUUCAAAGACCUCUUUGUUCCCGGGGUCUGUUGCCCGAGGGACGCUGUCGUGCCGUCCACUACCGCUGUUGAGAAGCCCGUGGCGGCGACCACAGUGAAGCCGACCUACCUGGUGCCCGUUACAACCCAUAAGCCCCCCAAAACCACGACAAAGAGCCCGUCCGCCAUUCUCGUGCUCACCACCAAGAGGCCCAAACCCCAGCCGACGCCCAGCACAACCAGGACCCCACCAACGUCAGUGGCAGAAGUGACGACACCACGACCGCCUUCCACUACAACUUUCUACACUGAAACACCACCAUCUAUCGGCAACUAUUCGAACAUAGUUGACGUUAAUGAUUGCGGGCAGAGGGAGGACGAGGGCGGCCGCAUAGUGGGGGGCACGGAGGCGAAGUCGGGCGCCUGGCCCUGGAUGGCGGCCAUAUACCUGCACGGCAGCAAGCGCCGCGAGUUCUGGUGCGGGGGCACCCUGGUGGACAAGCGGCACGUGCUCACUGCAGCGCAUUGUACGAGGGACUCUAAGCAGAGGCCGUUUCCUGCGCGCCAGUUCAGCGUGCGGUUGGGCGAUGUGGACUUAGGGCGUGACGACGAGCCCUCGCGGCCUGUCACGCUGCGAGUGACCGCUGUCAGGGCACACGAGCAAUUCUCCAGGGUCGGCUUCUACAACGACAUGGCUGUACUGGUCCUAGCUGAGGACGUGCAGAAGUCGAAGUACGUGAUCCCGAUCUGCCUGCCGCGCGGCGAGCUGGCGCGGCGGCAGUUCGACGGCGCGCUCGCCACGGUGGUGGGCUGGGGCACGACGCGCUACGGCGGCGCCGAGAGCGCGCGCCAGCUCGAGGCGCGGCUGCCCGUCUGGCGCAACGAGGACUGUGACCGCGCCUACUUCCAGCCGAUCACGGACACCUUCCUGUGUGCCGGCUACGCGCGCGGCGGCGUCGACGCCUGUCAGGGUGACUCCGGUGGACCGCUCAUGCUGCUAGCGAAUGGACGGUGGAUUCAAAUAGGCGUGGUGUCGUUCGGGAAUAAAUGCGGUGAACCGGGAUAUCCGGGGGUUUACACCAGGGUGACGCGCUACUUGCCCUGGCUGCAGCAAAACUUAACA